This is a messenger RNA of Mercurialis annua (annual mercury), 2399 nucleotides long. Its product is annotated as subtilisin-like protease. The transcript has 2 exons. NCBI's taxonomy places the organism in Eukaryota, Viridiplantae, Streptophyta, Magnoliopsida, Malpighiales, Euphorbiaceae. The record is from RefSeq and is a predicted model, not a curated record. The coding region runs from base 37 to 2292 and encodes 751 amino acids. Gene Ontology annotation, biological process: proteolysis. Gene Ontology annotation, molecular function: serine-type endopeptidase activity.
AAACAUAUAAUACUACUUAUAAAAGGAAGCUUCAACAUGACUGUAAGAAGCUCACAACAGCUUUCUUUGUUUCUCCCUCCAAACAAUAUGGAGAAAACAACACUGUUUUUAUUGUGCCUCCUUGUCCUUAAUUUCUUCAAUUUCUGUUCAUCAAUCACUAAUCAAGACAGCAACUCAUUACAGACUUAUAUUGUUGUCUUAGAGAAAUCUGAAGAAACAGAGUUCACACAGUUUGCUAAUUUAGAAGACUGGUAUCAAACAUUUCUACCAGAUUCCAAAUUGAACUCGGACAAACCACGCUUGCUUCACUCUUACCGCCAUGUGAUGGCUGGCUUUGCUGCAAAACUUACGGCAGACGAAGCAAAAGCGAUGGAGAAAAGUGAAAAUUUUGUGUUUGCUCGCCCCGAAAGGAUGGUACCUCUGCAUACGACUCAUACGCCUAGCUUCUUGGGUCUGCAGCAAAAUUCUGGAUUCUGGAAAUAUUCGAAUUACGGCAAGGGAGUGAUAAUCGGAAUGAUUGAUAGCGGAAUAACUCCCGAUCAUCCCUCAUUUAGCGGUAAGGGCAUGCCUAGUCCUCCGGCAAAAUGGAAAGGAAAAUGCGAACUGAAUGAGACAUCACCAUGCAAUAAUAAGCUCAUCGGUGCAAGAAAUUUUGCUACUAAUAGUAAUGACAUGUUGGACCAAGUCCGCCAUGGAACACACACGGCUAGCACAGCAGCAGGAAGUCCCGUCGAAGGUGCCAAUUACUUUGGCCAAUUCAACGGCACUGCGAUUGGUGUGGCGCCCUUAGCCCACUUGGCAAUGUACAAAGUUUCCGGCAGAGCAAAAAAAGCAGGGGAGAGUGAGAUACUGGCUGCGAUGGAUGCUGCCAUUGACGACGGUGUUGACAUUCUUUCGCUUUCACUCGGAACUGGCUCUCACCCUUUCUACGAUGAUGUAAUAGCAUUAGGUGCAUAUGCAGCUAUUCAGAAGGGUAUUUUUGUCAGCUGCUCGGCAGGAAAUAUGGGGCCUAAUAAUAGCUCCUUAUCAAAUGAAGCUCCAUGGAUUCUGACGGUAGGAGCAAGUACUGUCGACAGAGCUGUAAGAGCAACAGUUCUACUAGGAAACAAAACAGAGUUAUUAGACGGUGAAUCACUUACGCAGCCAAAAGAUUUUCCUUCAAAGUUGCUUCCGCUUGUUUAUGCAGGCGCAAAUGGAAAUGCAUCGGCUAAAUUCUGCUCACCAGGAUCAUUAAAAAAUGUUGAUGUUAAAGGCAAGAUAGUUUUAUGUGAGGGCGGAUUUUCCGAUGGCCAAGAAGUGAAAGACAACGGGGGAGCUGCCAUGAUUUUAAUGAACGAUGAGAUUGAUGGGUUUCAAAUAGAUCCAGAUGUUUAUAAUCUUCCUGCAUCAUUAGUAAGUUACAGUUCAGGAUCCGCAAUUAAAACAUAUAUAAACUCGACAUCAUCACCGGAGGCGACAAUUUUGUUUGAAGGUACAGUAUUUGGCUUGCCAGAUGCUCCUCAAGUUGCAGAAUUUUCAUCGAGAGGUCCUAGCGUUGCGAGCCCUGGAAUCCUGAAACCUGACAUAAUCGGUCCCGGUGUCAGAAUUUUAGCCGCCUGGCCAGUUUCAGAAGAUAAUACCACAAACAGGUUUAAUACAGAAUCAGGCACUUCAAUGUCUUGUCCACAUCUUAGUGGCAUUGCUGCUCUGCUCAAAAGUGCCCAUCCUGACUGGUCACCAGCUGCCAUAAAAUCUUCCAUUAUGACCACUGCAGAUUUAAAAAACCUAGGAGGCAAGGCUAUUUACGAUCAACAAUUCGUUUCAGCUACUGUCUUCGAUAUGGGUUCCGGCCAUGUGAAUCCGUCAAAAGCAAAUGAUCCGGGGCUUAUUUACGAUAUCCAACCCGAUGAUUACAUUCCUUACUUAUGUGGUCUUGGAUAUUCCGACAAACACAUACGAGUCAUUGUAAACCGCAGAGUGAAGUGCUCAAAUGUUGUAAGCAUACCUGAAGCUCAGCUGAAUUACCCUUCAUUUUCCAUCAAAUUGGGGUCUAGUCCUCAGACAUACACAAGAACUGUCACAAAUAUCGGCCGGCCACAUUCAAAUUACAAUCUAGAGAUUGUCGAGCCUGAAGAUGUCGAUGUUAAGGUCAUCCCUCGCACGAUUAGUUUUAGCGGAGUAAAACAGAAUGCUACAUACUCCAUAACAUUUAGCAGAAAAGGGAAUGCUAAUCUACAUUUUGCUCAAGGAUACCUGAAAUGGGUGGCUGAUGGGUAUAUUGUUGGAAGUCCAAUUGCUGUUUUAUUUGAAUAAGCAGUGCAUAAGUAAUUGUAUAAUUGUAAUGCUGAAAAGAGUGAUUUACUUGUAAUCAACAAAAUAUAAUAGUAAACAUACCCAAGAUAAGCUGUUUCUGCAUUUAA